AUUUGGUACACCGCCUACAAACCACUCCUGUCAUCUUCAUUUUCACAGAUUCCCUCUAGAAUCAUUGAUGGCUACCGGAUCCAGCUCUCCAGUCCCAGCUAGAGGAAACAGCAAGGUCUCCCUGGGCCUCCUGGGAGACGAAUCCGUUGAAUUCUGGCGUGAGCCAUUACAAUACGUGGAGAGAAGGAAGGAAGACUAUGGUGAAGUCUUUCUUGGGCGACUGUUAAACAAACCCACCAUUUUUCUGACUGGUAGCUCAUCUGUGAAAGAGCUCCUUAAUGAUAAAUGGAGGUGUUUUACGAUUGGAUAUAAAGAAUUCAUGUUUGAAAUAUUUGGGGAUAACCUGAUAUUCCAUGAUGGUGAGACGUGGGAGCAGGCAAGAGAGGGAUUGGAAUCCGUUUUUGAGCUUCAAAAUCUAUCACAAUCACUAGACACUGUUAAACAGUUAAUUAAAGACCACAUUAAAGAGACGCCUUUAAAUUCUCCUACAAGUGCUUAUACACAUUUCAAAUCUCUUGCUACACAAAUAUCAAUGAAGCUAUUCCUGAGUCCCUUGCUAACUGAAGACGAAAUGAGAGAAAUAACAGAAUUAAUGACUAUACACUGGCACGGCAUCAUCUCUCUACCUGUUAACAUCAAACUACCUUGGGUCCAGUGGAAAUCAGGUUAUGGGAAGGCUCUAGCUGCUAAAGAGAAAUUACUAGAUCUAAUAAGAACUAAGCUACAAACACAGCCGUCAGAGAUAGCAGCUGGUGUACAGAGCUCAUGUGAUACCUUUGAACACAGUUUGAAUAAUAUCCUUUUAUUUGUCACUGCACUCAUUCCAAAAGCACUUGCAUCAGUAAUGACAUCAUUACUUCUUGAGCUAUCUAAACCGGAAAACAAGAGGUACUGUGAUUGUAUUAGUGAUGAGACUUUCCUGGAAGAUGUCAUUUUAGAAUGUCAGAGACUAUGGCCGCCAUUUUUCGGUGGACGGAGAAUAUGCACUGAAAAAUGUGUUAUUUAUGGUCACAUUAUACCAGAGGGACAUGCUGUAGCUUACAUGUCCUAUUCUGCCAACAGGGACAACAAAGUAUUCAAUGAUCCAAACCAGUUCCAACCAGAAAGAUGGAGGAAUGAAAACAAACAUGACAGAGAUUUGGUUUGGACAUUUGGUGGUGGGCCAAGGCGUUGUAUUGGACAAGAAUUGGUUAAAACAAUAUUAAAGGAGUGGCUAUCACAGUUUUUAAGCUCAUUAAAUUGGAGCGUCACUAGUGAAAUUAAAAAGUAUAAGCUCCUCCCAGUUUGCAGACCUACUGAUGAUGUCAUGGUGACCUUCAGUUCAUUGACUCCACCCACUUCAAUUAAUAACACAAACAAGACUUAAGAUUAAUAAUUAAUCAUUGCAUUUUUAAUCAUUAUUAUUAUCAUUUUUAUUUUUAAUGUUAGAAAAUGAAGCAUAUCAUUCAUUGUGUUCACAGGUUA
Amphimedon queenslandica is the source of this 1464-nucleotide messenger RNA. RefSeq names its product cytochrome P450 26B1-like. Lineage: Eukaryota; Metazoa; Porifera; Demospongiae; Haplosclerida; Niphatidae. The coding region runs from base 68 to 1366 and encodes 432 amino acids. Gene Ontology annotation, biological process: sterol metabolic process. The transcript has 11 exons. Gene Ontology annotation, molecular function: heme binding; oxidoreductase activity, acting on paired donors, with incorporation or reduction of molecular oxygen; monooxygenase activity. The record is from RefSeq and is a predicted model, not a curated record.